This is a messenger RNA of Melampsora larici-populina 98AG31, 755 nucleotides long. RefSeq lists its product as uncharacterized. The record is from RefSeq and is a predicted model, not a curated record. Lineage: Eukaryota; Fungi; Basidiomycota; Pucciniomycetes; Pucciniales; Melampsoraceae. The coding region runs from base 74 to 376 and encodes 100 amino acids. The transcript has a single exon.
ACCAUUAGGAGUAACUAGAGCAGCACAUUCGACCACAGGAACAGUUAGAAGACCGAAAAAGAAAAAGAAUAAAAUGAUUGAAAGAGUCACAGAAGAAACCGAAGAAGUAGGAUCAGAUGAAGAUGAUGUACCAUUAGCUGCCAAACUUCCAGAAUCACAAAAACAACAAAUGAUGAUGAAUAUGUUAAUUGAACAACAAAACUCGGCAUUUGGUUAUGCUAUGCAUCAAUCUAUGUUACCUUUACCUAUUGGAAAUACACCUAUGAUGAUGAUGAAUCCGGAUGGAAGUGUAAGUUAUCAAGGUGGUUUGGUUGAAGGACCUGAUAGAAGAACAGUAGAUUCGAUUAGUAGAUGGAGACAAGAUAUUAAACCUUGAUGAAUUCAUUGAAUUGAUUUUUUUUUGUUUGAUGAUAAUGAUGAUGACGUGUUUGGUGAAUCAAACUUGAUGAUUUUCUUUAUUUUAUGUAUUUGUUUUUUUCUUUUGUCUGUCUAUCAGAUCUAUGGUUUUUUUAUAAUAGUUUGGUAAUAAUUCAUUUUUCUUUUUGCAUUUAUCAACUUUCAUUUAUCUUUUCAUAUCAAACAUAAUGUAUUGUUUUUUUCUUCUUCUUUUGGUUAAUGUAGAGAGAGAAAGAGAGAGGUAUGCAUAUUUACAAUCUAGUAAAAGGUGAGUAGAAUCUAUAGAAUGAGAAUGUGUUUUUUUUUAAUGAUGUAAAGAGUAAUUUAAUUUCAAUUUGCAUGUGUACUAUGUACUUAAA